Cynara cardunculus var. scolymus (artichoke) is the source of this 901-nucleotide messenger RNA. RefSeq names its product transcription factor bHLH47-like. Gene Ontology annotation, molecular function: protein dimerization activity. NCBI's taxonomy places the organism in Eukaryota, Viridiplantae, Streptophyta, Magnoliopsida, Asterales, Asteraceae. Bases 162 to 797 code for a protein of 211 amino acids. The transcript has 5 exons. The record is from RefSeq and is a predicted model, not a curated record.
GUUCCAAGGUUCGUAAUUCUUCUUAUCUACAAACUAGUCUUAAAUAAUUGGUCGACAUUUUUUCUGAUAUCGUAACAGUUCAGGGCAUUACGUGAACAUUGAGAUUGAAAUUUUUGGAGGGUUCAGCACUUCAGCUUCAUCCAUUCAGCCAUCCUUGAUCUAUGGACGAAAAUGUCAAUGUGGCAAAGAAGAAAUCCGUUGGCAGAUCUUCCUUCAGCAAGAAGGAUGGCACAAAGGUUCCUAGGAAGAUUCAUAAAGCUGAGAGGGAGAAGUUGAAACGUGACCAUAUGAAUGAGCUAUUUUUAGAGCUCACCAAAGCUUUAGAACCAUCUACUCAAAACAGUGGAAAGUCUUCCGCGUUGACUGACACCAUUCGGAUACUCCGGGACCUGAUAGCUCAAGUUGACUCUCUCAAGAAGGAGAACGCUGUUCUUUUAGAGGAAUCUCGAUACGUUGCUGUUGAGAAGAAUGAACUAAAAGAGGAAAAUAGUGCCAUAGAAGCUCAAAUCAAAAAGCUUCAGAGCCAGAUAGCCGAUAGAGUUCAUUAUCCGUCCUCCUAUUUGGAAUGCAACCCUAUUGCACUGCAGCCUGAACUGCAAAGUUCAAUUCAGGCUGCAGCACCAGGGCCUGUUGUGGGCCCAGUAUAUGUAGUGCCCCUACAAAACGACCCAAAGCUUUAUCAAGAGAUGGUAACGAAGCAACACGGGACAAAUGUGAGCAAACCACACGCUCGAUACCCGUCGGCCUCUGAUUCGUGGUCGUUUAACAUUCUUUCCGAACAACAAAGAGCAGAUUAGAAUGGAAAUGGUGGUUGUUUUUAUGGUUAGCAAGGUUGGUUCUAGUGGCAGUGUUAGAAGAGAUUCAUAGAUUGGAGCCCGGGUUGUAAAUCUUUCGUUUUCCC